UUGAAGCCUGUCCCAUUUUGAAGGCUCCUCAAAAUGCGUCUUUAUCACGGAACAGCUCCAGCCGGUUGAUCCUUCACAGGCCAAACUCUCCCAGGAGUCAUUGCGUUUUGUGCAGUUCUAGCUCUGCUCUUCCUGCUCUGAGGCAAAGAACAAUACACAGUGAGGCGGACCACAGAGUUUCACAGAGAGGCAGGAGGAAACUUGCUCUGGUGCAUCUCAUUUCCUUCGUAACUGCAAAGAGUGAGGUGAAAGAUGAAGAUGAAUUUGGCAUGUGCUCUUAUUUUCAUGCAGCUCGUUGAAGCCUCUGCAGAGCUAAUCUUCAGGCGUCUCACAGAGAACCAGUCACUGGAGCUCUCCUGCUCCCUUCAGCGGGACCUCGGCAGCCUGAGGGGCCUCCACCUGUACCACCGAGGGGCCCAGAGCCAGACCACCCUGCUUUCCAUGGCAGAGGGCGGCGAGCUCAGGGUGGACCCAGAGCGCAGGGGGCGUCUGCAGCUGUGUGGAGGGCUGGACUCCCUGCGGGUCAAUGUGACCAUGUCCCACUUACAGCACAGCGACACAGGACUGUACAUGUGGGAGCUGAGCUUCAGAGGGGAGGACAGGCCGGACCUCAUGCUCGGUGCUAAACAGCUUUUCUUGCUGGUUGAAGGGGGAGGGCGGCCGUGCCAGUGCUCUCUCAGUUACCCCCCUCUGCUCCUCACCAUCUUUGCAGCAGCAGGACUCGUCGGGCUCACACUCAGUUGGCUGGCCAAAGACAGAUGUCUCAGAGCGAGACAUCAUCAGAGACCACGACCUCCUGUUCCAAUCUAUGAGGAAAUGACCAGGAAGCAGGAGAGCGCCGCAGUGCCCCAAAAUAACCAGGAGGCUGCGUCACACCCGGAGGAAGACAACUUCCACAUGUACGCAAACCCCAACAUCCGGCAACCACAGGAAAACUACUACGCCUGCCCGAGACAGCUCGCCCUCAGAGCCUGACAUCAUGGCUUUGAACUUAUUAAAAUACAUACAGGAAGUGA
Messenger RNA from Paralichthys olivaceus (Japanese flounder), 1016 nucleotides. RefSeq lists its product as uncharacterized. Gene Ontology annotation, cellular component: membrane. Gene Ontology annotation, biological process: adaptive immune response. Lineage: Eukaryota; Metazoa; Chordata; Actinopteri; Pleuronectiformes; Paralichthyidae. The record is from RefSeq and is a predicted model, not a curated record. Gene Ontology annotation, molecular function: signaling receptor activity.